Messenger RNA from Parnassius mnemosyne (clouded apollo), 1641 nucleotides. The record is from the annotation of a GenBank genome assembly. Lineage: Eukaryota; Metazoa; Arthropoda; Insecta; Lepidoptera; Papilionidae.
CUGCAGGUGUGUGCACACACACGUACACACAAACACACACGUACACACACACACACACACACACACGUACACACACACACACACACGUACACACACACACACACACGUAAACACACACACACACGUACACACGCACACACACACACACUCACACACACACACACCGUCGCCGUCUGGGACGCGCACACCGGCGCGUGCACCCGCGCGCUGCAGGUGUGUGCACACACACGUACACACACACACACACACACGUACACACACACACACACACGUACGUACACACACACACACACACACACACACACACACCCCGUCGCCGUCUGGGACGCGCACACCGGCGCGCGCACCCGCGCGCUGCAGGUGUGUGCACACACACGUACACAAACACACACACACACACACACACACACACACAGAGUCUGGGACGCGCACACCGGCGCGCGCACCUGCGCGCUGCAGGUGUGUGCACACACACGUACACACACACACACACGUACACACACACACACACGUACACACACACACACGUACACACACACACACACACGUACACACACACACACACCGUCGCCGUCUGGGACGCGCACACCGGCGCGCGCACCCGCGCGCUGCAGGUGUGUGCGCACACACGUACACACACACACACACGUACACACACACACACACGUACACACACACACGUACACACACACACACACACGUACACACACACACACACACCGUCGCCGUCUGGGACGCGCACACCGGCGCGCGCACUCGCGCGCUGCAGGUGUGUGCACACACACGUACACACACACACACACACACACACACACACACACACACACACCGUCGCCGUCUGGGACGCGCACACCGGCGCGCGCACCCGCGCGCUGCAGGUGUGUGCACACACACGUACACACACACACACACGUACACACACACACACACGUACACACACACACACACGUACACACACACACACACGUACACACACACACACACACCGUCGCCGUCUGGGACGCGCACACCGGCGCGCGCACCCGCGCGCUGCAGGUGUGUGCGCACACACGUACACACACACACACACGUACACACACACACACACGUACACACACACACACGUACACACACACACACACGUACACACACACACACACACCGUCGCCGUCUGGGACGCGCACACCGGCGCGCGCACUCGCGCGCUGCAGGUGUGUGUGCGCACACACGUACACACACACACACACGUACACACACACACACACGUACACACACACACACGUACACACACACACACACGUGUGUGCGCACACACACGUACACACACACACACACACACACACACACACACACACACACCGUCGCUGUCUGGGACGCGCACACCGGCGCGCGCACCCGCGCGCUGCAGGUGUGUGCACACACACGUACACACACACACACACACACACGUACACACACACACGUACACACACACACACACGUACACACACACACACGCACACACACACACACACGUACACACACACACACGCACACACACACACACCGUCGCCGUCUGGGACGCGCACACCGGCGCGCGCACCCGCGCGCUGCAGGUACUGCGAACUCGAAAGGUCGUGGGUUCGAAUCCGCCAUUCGACUACUGUCGUGAACCACUUCUAA